UGUGUGUGUGUGUGUAAGAUACUAUAAUGGUUCUAACCAAGCUCCCUGGACGAGCCACAUGAUGAACGGCAGCAAUGAGGACUACAGUCAGGACUUUAUUCCUGACUUCCCGUAUGAACCUGAUGCCUUCGACGAGGACCUGCUCAGGGCGAACCCUCAAGGCGGACCGACCCAGAUGAGUCCGAUGGGAACGCCGGGCGCCAGCCGGCGAGGACGCCAGCUGCCCAUCCUCCCGCCCAAAGGAGCGCCGGAUAAAAUUUUGGCCACGCCUGCUGCAGGAGCACCAAUUGCAACUGUAGCUCCUCCCACUCCACAUCAACAGGCCCCUCCCCCUGUCAGCAAACAAGCCCCUCCUCCCCCCUCUGCCAAUCCUAUACCACCUCCGCGUAUACGAAUCCAAGCCCCGCCUCCUUCUGGACCCACCAACCCCCAACCACCCCAAGUCCAAACACCAGCUCCAGUACCAGCCCCUCCUCUGGUACAAGCCCCGCCCCCAGCUCCUCCUCCGGUACAAGCCCCGCCCCCAGCUCCAGUACCAGCUCCUCCUCCGGUACAAGCCCCGCCCCCAGCUCCAGUACCAGCCCCUCCCACGGUACAAGCCCCGCCCCCAGCUCCUCCUCCGGUACAAGCCCCGCCCCCAGCUCCAGUUCUAGCUCAAGCCCCGGCACCAGUUUCUGCUCCUGCUCCGGUAGAAGUCCAAGCCCCGCCCCCAGCUCCUGUUGCAACUCCUGAACCAAUCGUACCCCCUGCUCCAGCUCCUACACCUUCUCAAGCCCCGCCUCCUGCUCCUCCUGUAGUCCAAUCACUGCCAGCUUCUGAAUCUACCGUUCCCCCAACACUGGCACCAACACCGGCACCAACACCGGCAGCAGCCGCGCCCCCACAAACUCCAGAGCAAGACAGACGCCCAUUGACUCCUGGAGGAACCAGAAAAGAGGUCACAUGGGAGGACCAGCUGAAAACUGCCAAUGGUGUGAUGAAGCAGCCGUCCAAGAUGGGGGACAGUCUGUCCUUUAAAUCUACAGACAGUGAUGUCAGCGAUGUGUCUGUCCUCAGGAUCAGUGGGGCGGAGCCUCUCGAGGGCCAAUCCGAGGAGUUGGGGGCGGGGUCAGAGGGAAGACAGGAAACGUGGUGCCGGCCGGGGGCGGAGCCACGCUGCUGGCCAGCGAAUCAGAGGCGGAGGAGUCUGAGCCGGAGACGGAGACGGCCCCUGCAAAGAUGCCGCCAGGCACGCCGGGCGCCAAGCCGCCUGGCACCGGAGAGGUUUGUUCUCUGAACCGAAACAACGACGAUGACGACGACGACAAGAAGAAGCGCACGGGCAUGGCAGCCAUGAUGCUGGGGAUGAUCGGGCUGGGGAAGAAGAACCAGAACACACAGGUCAACCCAGAGGGUCAG
Messenger RNA from Perca fluviatilis (European perch), 1398 nucleotides. Its product is annotated as vegetative cell wall protein gp1-like. The transcript is spliced from 10 exons. The coding region runs from base 59 to 1276 and encodes 405 amino acids. Lineage: Eukaryota; Metazoa; Chordata; Actinopteri; Perciformes; Percidae. The record is from RefSeq and is a predicted model, not a curated record.